Messenger RNA from Micropterus salmoides (largemouth bass), 3435 nucleotides. Its product is annotated as carbohydrate-responsive element-binding protein. The coding region runs from base 191 to 3004 and encodes 937 amino acids. Gene Ontology annotation, biological process: regulation of transcription by RNA polymerase II. Gene Ontology annotation, molecular function: protein dimerization activity; DNA-binding transcription factor activity, RNA polymerase II-specific; RNA polymerase II cis-regulatory region sequence-specific DNA binding. The record is from RefSeq and is a predicted model, not a curated record. The transcript is spliced from 17 exons. Lineage: Eukaryota; Metazoa; Chordata; Actinopteri; Centrarchiformes; Centrarchidae. Gene Ontology annotation, cellular component: nucleus.
UUGUUGUCCAGAGCAGUGCUGGUGAGGGAGACUGUUGUCUCUCAGCUGACAGAUGAGGAGCCUCACUGCACUCAGCGAGCGGCACUUGUUUGAGGACACAUUGGAAUAUCCGGGGGGAGGAGGAGGGGGAGUCAGUUGAGGCGAAAGUUCACUGUUUGGCGGACAGUCAAUAACUUAAUGAAAACGCACCAUGGCGUGUGAAGGGAGAGUUUGUUCAGCCGGACAGAGCCAGCUCCAUGUCUCCUCAGACUCUGACUCGGAGGCGGAGGGGGGAACUGCUCGGGUGGCCGGAAUCGGACCGUCCGCCGUCUCCUUCCCCUGCACCCAGGUCAUCCACAGCGGUCACUUCAUGGUGUCGUCGCCCCACAGCGACUCUGCGCCGCGCAGGAGGAAAAGCGGCGAGUCUCUGAGAUAUGACUUUGACACGGUGAACAGGACUUGGUGCCAGACCUACCGGUACGGCCCUCUCAGCUCCGGGAGCCUGAGCAUCGACCCCACUCUGAACCGCCUGUUUGACUGCAUGUCCCUGGCCUACAGUGGUAAGAUAGUCUCUCCCAAGUGGAAGUCUUUUAAGGGUCUGCGGUUGCUGUGGAGAGAUAAGAUCCGUCUGAACAAUGCGAUCUGGAGAGCUUGGUUCAUUCAGUAUGUGGAGAAGAGGAAGAACCCAGUGUGUGGGUUUGUCACACCGCUGGAGGGCUCUGAAGCCGAUGCUCAUCGAAAUCCUGAGGCAAUUGUAUUAGAGGGCAGCUACUGGAAGCGAAGGAUUGAGGUGGUGAUUAAGGAAUAUCACAAGUGGAGGAUUUACUAUAAGAAGAGGCUUCAGAGCAAGAAACAUGACAUUCUAUCAAUGCUGCAAGAGGGUCAGAUCUGCCAGGCCAAGCUGGAGAAAUGGUCCAAUCAGAUGUACCAGGAGCCCGAGGCUGCUCCCGUGGAAGCCCACAUGUUUGACCUGGACUGCCUUCUGUCCGACAUCUCCGACACACUGUUCACCAUGACACAAAAGCCGUGUCCAUGGGCCAGUGACCGACACGACACUUACACAAGCAAUGCUGACAUAAUCCAGCCAGACCUGACUCCACUGCAGCCCAACCUGGAUGAUUUCAUGGACAUACCAGAUAUCUUUAUGAGCUACCGGGGCCAGCCCACUGAGCAGACUGCUUUUGCUGACUGUGGCUAUUAUGACAGCUCAACCAGCACAGCGUUUGCUCCACUUCCCUCUCCUGUGGUAACAACUCCUCAGCUACUUAUCAACACCCAGCUGGCUCAGCCCAAUCUGUCAUCUGAUAAUUUGCCUCAGCCCUCCUCAUCAAAUAUCCGGCCAGACCACUCCAGGCCAGACCAGGAUUGCGGUGAAUACCACACAUCUAGCAUCCUCUCAGGCACCAUGCAAUAUGGACAGUCAUACCCUGAUCCACCUGUUUCUAUAGCAUAUACCACCGGCAUCGAGCAGCCGGCCUCUUCAGAUGUUCCUUUUUUGUACCCACUGCCAUGUCACAAGUUUGGCUACUACACAACAACCAGUGUGACCCCAACUGUCAUUACUCACACCGCCUCCACCGUGGGGGCCCAUGGCUCUGUGCGCCAGGCUCAUGGCUACCCUCACACAGGGGACUCAUACCCCCAGACUCCCUGCCACUCUCUCAGCUACCCGGCUGGCGUGUCUGACCCGGUCCACGCUACGCUGCCCUCUGUCACUGCGUCCCACUGCUUCUCAGUCCCGGAGCAGGUGGCUGCUGCUGGGGUCAGAGGGAAGCACAAGCAAAAGACAGGAGGAGUUUGGACAGUAGGUCCCCCCGUGGCUCCGUCUGGCCCCCCAUCCACUACACCUACACCCACCAGUUGCCUGGCUAAGCUACUCUCCUCCAGCACCCGUGAGCGUGACCAUCCGUUAGGAUUUGAUAGUACUCUAGUGACAGCCAAAGGUCAGAGAUCAUCAUCUCCCAGCUCUUCGUCACGCAGCAGCACGCAUAUCGGAGGAGCUUCCUCGCAGCUGCAGCAUGGAGCUGGUUGGCCUGCAGGGAUCCCAGCGCUGACUCCUCUGCACAGCCAGAGCGCCACCCUGGGUCACAGUGGACCCCACGCCAGCACCUCCAGAGGCUCGGCGGUAUCUGCCCUGCUCACCCACGGCUCCACGCACAGCGGAACAACCCUCCUCAUUCCCAAGACUGAGAAACUAUCUCCUGUCCAGCUCUACGGCACGGACAGGAGCAGCUUAGCAGUUAAUUUUCCAGGACAUCCAGGCAAAACGUCACCACCAAACUUUUUAGAUAAAGCCUCCAACCCCGAGUCCUCACACUCAGGUUUCUCAGGACACGGAAAGAUAGAAUCAAGUAAGCAAACAGAAACCAGGAGGAUAACUCACAUCUCGGCUGAGCAGAAGAGGCGUUUCAACAUCAAACUGGGAUUUGACACUUUACAUAAUCUUGUGACAACGCUCAGCUCUCAGCCAAGCAUAAAGAUCAGCAAAGCCACCACACUGCAGAAGACCGCUGAGUACAUCAGUAAGAUGCAGCAGGAGAGAGGUCAGCUGCACGAGGAGGCUCAGAGACUCAGGGAGGAGAUCCAGCUCCUGAACUCUGCCAUCAAUGCGUGCCAGCAGCAGCUUCCAGCCACUGGUGUGCCCAUUACACGGCAGCGCUUUGACCACAUGAGGCAGAAGUUCAGAGAGUAUGUCCAGGCCCAGACACUGCAAAACUGGAAGUUUUGGAUCUUCAGCAUCAUCAUCGAGCCGCUGUUUGAGUCCUAUAAUGGAAUGGUGUCCACUGCCAGUGUGGAGGACCUGUGUCGAUCCACUCUGUCCUGGCUGGACCAACACUGUUCCCUGCCUGCCCUAAGACCCAUGGUUCUGAGUUCACUCCGUCUCCUGAGUACCACCACAGCCAUCCUGACAGACCCCAGCCUGCUGCCGGAGCAGGCCACCCUCGCUGUCACCCAGGGCGACCCCGCUGCUGUCCUGGACCACUCCUUACAGCCCACCACUCGCGACGAUAUACACCCCAUGUGACUGCGAGGAACAGACUCAAUAGAAACUUAACUGGAAUCCACCACAAUGUACAAGUCAGAGGAGAGCCAGUGCAAUGAUUUUUAAAGACUCAACACUCAGCUCCAGGAAUUUUUGUAAUAACGCACAAUGACAUUCCAAUAAAACCCACAAGCUGCAAAAAGAUAAUAGUCCAUUACAACCAGAGCCAUAUGUCAUCUAUGCUGAAAUUCUGAUCACGGUGUGACACUUGUAAUUAUUUCAGAGCCCCAGAAUCAUUUUCUUUUGUGAAGCAGAAGUUCAGAUGAGUGGAAGGAGAUGUCAGUCACUGUGAUCUUGAAUGAAUUGCUUCAUUUUCUGUUUAAAUAAUUUGGUAACAUCAGUUGACAACUUCAUUUAUUCUCCAUUCACAUCUCAGGUUUUCUUUUCUGUGCAUAAUAUAUUACCUUCAAUUA